CUUCAGCAUGCAAAGCUUUCUCUAGUAAAGUUAGUACAGGUAAUUGUAUUUAGGAAGGAGAUACAUGCAUUAAAAAAUAAAAAAAGAUUGAAGGACAGCCACGUAAGUAAUUUAAAUCCUUUUCUUGAUUCUAAUGGUUUAGUUAGAGUAGGAGGCAGAAUCAACAAUUCGAAUUUAUCUUAUGAUCAAAAGCACCCAUUGCUAAUUCCAAGAGAUCAUAAAAUAACUACUUUAAUUUUCCAGUAUUUUCAUUUAAAAAAUUUGCAUGUUGGUGCGCAAACUUUGCUUCAUUGUGUUAGACAAGAGUUUUGGCCCCUGAAUGGUAGGAACACUGCUCGAAAAAUCGUUCACGAUUGCAUAACAUGUUUCAAAGCCAAACCUAAGAUAGAACAGCAAAUUAUGGCUUCUUUACCGAAAGAAAGAGUUACCAUAAGCCCCCCUUUUUCAAAAACUGGCACCGAUUUAUGCGGUCCUUUUCUUAUUAAGUAUAAAAAUCAGCGGAAGGGAAUCUUAAACAAAAUCUAUGUUGUAAUUUUUGUAUGUUUAAUUACUCGUGCCAUUCAUUUGGAAAUAGUAAGUGAUUUGACAGCAGAAGUAAUAAUUGCCACCCUUAAAAGGUUUUUCGCGAGAAGAGGUCUGCCUUCUAUUAUAUUUUCCGAUAAUGCCACAAAUUAUACUGGUGCUCAAUCUGAAUUAAGAAAAUUGCAUGAUCUUGUUAAAAAUUCAGAAAAUCUUACUUCUUAUUUAUCCCAUGAAUUCGUUGUUUGGAAAUUUAUUCCUCCCAGAUCGCCAAAUUUGGUGGCAUUUGGGAGGCGGGAGUUAAAUCUUUUAAGCACCAUUUGAAAAGAACUAUUGGAAACUCUAAAUUAACAUUAAAGGAAUUUUUAACGGUUAUAAACCAAAUUGAAGGUGUAUUAAACAGUAGACCACUUCUUCCCCUUUCUUCGGACCCCAAUGAUUUCGAGACCCUAACUCCCAGUCAUUUUUUAAUUGGGCGACCCAUAAACAGUAUUCCAGAAUUUCCUGUGGCAGACAUUCCUGAUAAUCGACACUCUCGGUGGCAAAGGAUACAAAAAAUCAAUCAAACUAUUUGGAAAAAAUGGUCAAGAGAUUAUCUAAAUAAUUUACAGCAAAGAAGUAAAUGGUUAUUCGAAAAAAAAACAAUGUUAAACCAGGAACACUAGUUUUAAUUAAAGAAGAUAAUCUACCCCUUUGUUCAUGGAUUAUUGGUCGUAUCCACGAGGUUAUCCCUGGAAAUGAUGGAAAAAUUCGAGUUGUUAUUGUAAAAACUGCACAAGGUUUCUUUAAACGCAGCAUAUCAAAUAUAUGCGUUUUACCUAUCAAUGAGUCUACUAGUAAUUAGUUUUCAUGUUUAUUUUUUUUCAUUGUUGUCAUAAAGAAUGUGAUUC
Messenger RNA from Parasteatoda tepidariorum (common house spider), 1409 nucleotides. The record is from RefSeq and is a predicted model, not a curated record. NCBI's taxonomy places the organism in Eukaryota, Metazoa, Arthropoda, Arachnida, Araneae, Theridiidae.